GAAUGUGGUGCUCUCUCUCUUGCUCCUGCUACAGACAAUCUCAGCCUUUUCUAGCAUUUCUGAAAACAGUGCAGGAAAAAUAAAAGAAAAACUCUACCCCCGUUUAAUAUCUAUCAAUUCCUUACAUGGGUCUAUCUCCUUCUUUUGAUGGUUAAAGAUACCCUUAGAAAUCAGCUAUUGAAAUGAGGCAGGGCUCCAUUGCUAGUUUUUGUCUGUAGCUACCGUUGUUUGUAGAAAUUAGAAUUUGGGUUCACGAGAAUGGCUCCUGGAAGCAACAUCUGCAAAGAAGUUUCGGAGUCGCACUCUGCUCUGGCAGAUUAUGGCAUAUCAAGUGCAAGUGCGGAAAUCGAAAAGAUCCCAUCAGCAAAAGCGACUGCUGUGUUGAGUGGAAAGAGCGGAAUGUCUUCUACUAAUGGUGUGCAUGAGCUACUUGACUGCCCCAUUUGCACGAGCUUGAUGUACCCUCCUAUUCACCAGUGUCCAAACGGCCACACUCUUUGUUCGGAAUGCAAGCUUAGAGUACACAACCGAUGCCCGACUUGCCGAUAUGAGCUCGGAAACAUCCGGUGCUUGGCUUUGGAGAAGGUGGCGGAAUCAUUGGAACUCCCUUGCAGAUAUCAGAGCUUGGGUUGCCACGACAUAUUUCCAUACUAUAGCAAGCUCAAGCACGAACAGCUGUGCCGGUUCCGGCCAUACAACUGUCCUUAUGCAGGAUCUGAAUGCUCGGUCACAGGCGACAUCCCGGCCCUUGUCGCACACCUCAAGGACGACCACAAGGUUGACAUGCAUGACGGGUGCACCUUCAACCACCGAUAUGUCAAGUCCAACCCACAAGAGGUCGAAAAUGCUACGUGGAUGCUGACUGUCUUCAAUUGUUUCGGGAAACAGUUCUGUUUGCACUUUGAGGCCUUCCAUCUCGGGAUGUCACCUGUAUACAUGGCCUUUCUCCGAUUCAUGGGCGAUGACAACGAGGCAAAGAACUUCAGUUACAGCCUUGAAGUGGGUGCGACCGGCCGGAAGCUGAUAUGGCAAGGUGUCCCGAGGAGCAUCCGUGAUAGCCAUCGGAAAGUCCGUGAUAGUCAGGACGGUCUGAUCAUUCAGAGGAACUUAGCCCUGUUCUUCUCCGGUGGUGACCAACAGGAGCUGAAACUAAGAGUAACAGGCCGCAUUUGGAAAGAGCAAUGAAAGAAUGGCCCUUGAAAUUCUUAGAGAUUUGUGUCCACGGGAAGAUCAGGAACAUUGUUUUUUAUAUGUAAAUUGGGUAGUUGUAAAUUGCUCAGAAGUUGGGUAAAAUCUCAAUUUUGGAAUUGGAAGGCAUUGAUAAUAUAAAAUCGACAUUUUUCCUAAGUUUUA
Messenger RNA from Magnolia sinica, 1353 nucleotides. Its product is annotated as E3 ubiquitin-protein ligase SINAT2. The transcript is spliced from 4 exons. The record is from RefSeq and is a predicted model, not a curated record. Lineage: Eukaryota; Viridiplantae; Streptophyta; Magnoliopsida; Magnoliales; Magnoliaceae. Gene Ontology annotation, biological process: ubiquitin-dependent protein catabolic process; multicellular organism development. Gene Ontology annotation, cellular component: cytoplasm. Gene Ontology annotation, molecular function: protein binding; zinc ion binding; ubiquitin protein ligase activity. Bases 259 to 1185 code for a protein of 308 amino acids.